Molecule: messenger RNA, 1209 nt
Organism: Chara braunii
Lineage: Eukaryota; Viridiplantae; Streptophyta; Charophyceae; Charales; Characeae
Source: the annotation of a GenBank genome assembly
UGAGAGCGAACCGUCGGACAAGUCCUGCCUGCUCCUCUUCCGGUCUGUGUUCUUCCUCUGGAGAGCGGUUGGACAUCGAGCGCUGUGCCUCGGAGAAGAUGGCGGGCUGUCAUCCAAGCCGCGGCCGAAAGUCGUCUCGAGAUGGCCAGCGACUCUGGUUUGCCGUGCCGGUGGCGGCGAUGGCGGUGUUGUUGGCAUUGUCUUCGCUGCCCGCUUCUGCUUAUGGCUAUGGGGUGAAAGAGUUCAUGAAGGCCUACAGGAAUCCCAAAGUGUCGCGCAUCGAGGUCAAGGGCGACGUGAUCCUGAGCUCCAGCCUUCCGCCGCUUAGCCGCAAUCUCACCAUCCUCGGAUUGGGACGGAAACGCCCCGUGAUCGACGGCAGAGGCAGGUACGCCGGUAUCGAGACUGGCAGCAGGUUGACGGUGAAGAACGUGGAGUUCAGGGGCUUUGUCACGCGGCGGGAAUGGGGCGGAGCUGCGAUCCACUCGAGCGGGACGGACAACGUGUUCGAGAGCUGCGUGUUCCGCAACAACAGGGCGCUGGGGAAGAAGAACCAACUCGAAGACUCUUACGGGUGCGGCGGCGCCGUGUCCUUCUACGACGGGACGUGGGCUAUCAGCAAGUGCCAGUUCAUCGGCAACCGGGCGGAUUCGUACGGAGGUGGUUUCUACGCGGUCAGCGACAGCAACGGCAAAAUCACCCGCAGCACGUUCAGGAACAACUACUCGGGGCGCAGGGGCGGUGCCGUGACGGUGCGAGACUCGUCCGCCGCCAUCGGGGGAUGCACUUUCCAGGGCAACCAGGAGAACGGCGAAGGCGGCGGGGCGCUGUCCUGCUCGAAGGCGUCGUGCGUCAUCUGGGGAAACGCCUUCAAGAACAACGUGGCCAAGGGCAACGGCGGUGCGAUCCGCGUCUUUGCUGAUCAGGACACCGGGUCUGGCGUUUUCUGCAGGGGAAACACAUUCUGCGGCAACCGAGCGAGGAACGAAUCGACCAGCAACAUGUACGUGCUGGUGGAGGAGGACGCCAGCGGAGUGUUCAGCUUCUGUGCCCCAACUGCACCCACCAAAACCAAGGUGGACACGCCCAAGGGAGGAGUCAAGUACGGGGACUGUCGCGGAUGCCCCAAGUGAGACCCCACGACAACAGGUCCAUCUCGUCCGCCAGGGAGAGAAUAGGGUGUCGCUCAGUAUCAUCGCCUCCCGUAGC